ACUGUCUCUUAGCUACUUUUAGGACUAAAAAAAUGAUUUAGAGAGAGAAAUCUGAUCUACACAAAGACUUCAACUACAAGUUCUACAACUUGAGAUUGAGUGACAGAGAGAGAAAGUUAAUGUGAGUGACUCUAGGAACAAAAUGAGGAGAGUGGAGCGAGAAUUUUGGCCGAAAAAUAUACAAGCAAACUAAAUCUCAGAUAAAUCCGAGAAAUCUUUCACACUUCUCUCUCUCUCUCUCUCUCUCUCUCUCUCUGAGUUCAGAUGCACUUUUCUGCUCAAUUGGUGCCUGGUCUUAUGGAUGUUUAGAUGACACAAAAAUGGCUCAAGAGCAAGAAGAUCAAUCCAGAAACAAUUGCAUCAAUGGUGGUAGAUCUACUAAAAGGCCAAAGCAAAAGAAGGUUCCACAAAGAGGUCUUGGUGUAGCACAGCUUGAAAAGAUACUAGAAGAACAACACAUGAAAGAUGGUGUUGUGAUUUCACCUUCCAAAAAUUCAUCAACAUCUUCAUCCUCACCAACAACUAUAUCAUCUUAUUUGCCUCUUCCAAUCAACAAUUUUAACCAUUCCAAUGUAAAAGAUGGUGCUUUCAUUUUACCUUCACAAAAUUCUACUUCAUCAACAUCAUCAUCAUUAUCAUCAACAUCAUCCACAACCAUAUCAAACUAUUUGCCUUUACCAAUUACCAAUUACAAUCUCAUGAACCAAAAUUCUUCUCCUAGUCCUUUACCUAUGCCACAACUGGAUUUUAGAUCUCCAAUGUCCCUGCAACAUUUGGAUGGUAAAGCUUCUGGUACUGUUCCAUUGAACAACAGUGGUGUGUUUGGGAAUGUGCCUAAGUUUUGGAGCUCUCGUGAAUUGGAUUAUGAGAAGGAGAGUUUUGGUAUGGAACAUGGAUUGCCCUUUGUUUCUAGUUUGCCUUUUGAUUCUAAUCCAAUUUGGCCUCUGCCUAAUUGGGUUCAGAGAUCACAGUUUCAUCAUCAACCUUCUUCACAAGUGGUGAAUAACUCCUCAGGAACUUCAUCCACUCAUCUGCCUCAGUUGUCAAUUGAGCCCCCUUCAAACCAAAAUAGUACUAGCAACGGUCCGCCGAUCAGGUCGGCGGAGAAGAUGAUGAUUGGCAUGAAAAGGCCAUACCCAUUCUCCCUGGAUUUUCCGCAAACACCUCUAAAUUAUAAAUUGCCCUCCAUUGGUCAAUCAAGUACAAAUGGAAGAACUUCAUGUGAGAGUGAAAAUGGAUAUCAUCUCGACGCUGCCAUUUCAAAUUCCAGAGAAUCUCAAUCUUGUUCAGCUUCCAACUCUGAUCCAAAGUCGAAGAAAAAAGAUAAAGGGAUUAAGGAAUUUGAUGGAAGUUUUCUCACUUUGGCUCCUCCAACUCCUCCUACUUUAUAUGCAGUUUCACCGUCAAAACCACUAGAAUCGAACAGCCAAGAAUCCCCUGAGAAAAAUAUCGAAGAUCAGUUCUCUAUUCCCGCAGGGUACAGACUAGUCAAACAACAGAACUUCAUUCCAGGACAAAAUGGACAAACAACAUCCAGAAAUCAAAAUGGUCAUGAAGUGGAAGAAAUUAUUGAUCUUAAUUUGAAGCUAUAGAAACAUAUCCAUUAUGUUCAUCAUUAUGAAACUUGAAUAUUCAUCUUUGGAUUUUAUUUAUUUAUAAUUGAUACAUAUUCCUAAA
Vicia villosa (hairy vetch) is the source of this 1677-nucleotide messenger RNA. RefSeq lists its product as uncharacterized. The record is from RefSeq and is a predicted model, not a curated record. Gene Ontology annotation, molecular function: DNA-binding transcription factor activity. The transcript is spliced from 7 exons. NCBI's taxonomy places the organism in Eukaryota, Viridiplantae, Streptophyta, Magnoliopsida, Fabales, Fabaceae. The coding region runs from base 321 to 1592 and encodes 423 amino acids.